AUGCCUCCAAAAUUGAAAACUGCAAGCGUACGGAAACUAUAUUCACAGGAAGACGUACUCCUAGAUGAAGCGCUCACGUUAUAUUUCAAGUCUCCUAAAACUUAUACAGGGGAAGAUAUAUUGGAAUUACAUUUACAUGGUGGAACUGCAAUUAUACAAUCUGUUCUUAAUGCUAUAAAGAGAUUACAUAACCCAAGAAAUGGUAUUAACAUAAGGUACGCGGAGAAUGGUGAGUUUUCUCGAAGAGCUUUUAUUAACGGAAGAUUCGAUUUAACUGAAAUCGAAGGAAUAAGAGAGAUGAUAGAUGCCGAAACUGAGUCUCAAAGAGUUGCAGCUUUAUCUUCUUUAACUGGUGAUACUAAGAAAAUAUUUUCUGAGUGGAGAGAACAAAUAGUGAAAAAUGUUGCGUUAUUGACGACUGUAAUCGAUUUUGGAGAAGAUCAUGAUAUAGAAGAAGUCGCUCAAUUAUUUGAUACUGUUGAACAAAACAUGAAUACUCUUUCUAGUGAAAUAAAUACUUUCUUGCUAAAGGUUUUGAGUUCUGAAGUCUUGAUGAAAGGUAUUAAACUCAUCUUGUUAGGACCUCCAAAUGCCGGUAAAUCAUCAUUGUUGAAUUAUUUAGCUAACAAGGAGGCUGCUAUUGUUAGUGACAUAGCUGGGACUACUAGAGACGUUAUUGAUGUACCAUUGGAUAUAAACGGAUACAAAGUUAUUGUUGGUGAUACUGCGGGUAUACGAACCACAACUAAUGCUGACAAAAUAGAAAUCGAAGGAAUCAAGAGAGCUAAGCUAAAAUCUUUAGGGGGUGAUUUGGUUUUAGUUGUUUUACCACUUGAAGAUAAUUCGUACAUAGAUUAUACGGACUUGAUUUCUCAUAUUAAAUUAUUAAAUGAUGAAGGAAAGGAGAUAAUAGUUGUUUUAAAUAAGCAAGAUUUAAUAUCGAAUUCAAAGCAUACCAAGAAUGAAAUCGUUGAAAGCUAUAGUGAAAAGUUGAUGCUACCGGUUGAAAACUUCCAUUUAGUAUCUUGUAUUACUGGAUAUGGAAUUUCAGAAUUAAUGUGUGUGCUAACAGAUACAUUCAAAGCAAUUUCCUUGACGGAAACUACUGAUCCUAUUGUGAUAUCUGCUAGAGCUCAAGAUAUUCUCAAAAAUGAUGUUAUAUAUAGUAUCGAGCAAUUUAAUAUCUGGAGAGAGCAAGAUGAUGUUGUAUUAGCAUCAGAAAGUUUGAAACAAGCUGCCGAGGGUAUCGGAAAAAUUACAGGUGAAGCGAUAGGCGUUGAAGAGGUUCUAGGGGUCGUCUUUUCAAGCUUCUGUAUCGGCAAAUGA
This is a messenger RNA of Debaryomyces fabryi, 1326 nucleotides long. RefSeq lists its product as uncharacterized. The record is from RefSeq and is a predicted model, not a curated record. NCBI's taxonomy places the organism in Eukaryota, Fungi, Ascomycota, Pichiomycetes, Serinales, Debaryomycetaceae. Gene Ontology annotation, biological process: tRNA methylation; tRNA wobble uridine modification. The coding region runs from base 1 to 1326 and encodes 441 amino acids. Gene Ontology annotation, cellular component: cytoplasm; mitochondrion. The transcript has a single exon. Gene Ontology annotation, molecular function: GTPase activity; GTP binding; protein binding.